UGUUGUAGAAUUUUAGGUGGUUUCAACCCUACUCGCAAAUUGAAGUCUCUCUCUCUCUCUCUCUCUCUCUCUCUCUCUCUCUUUUCUUCUCUGCAUUGGUUCUCUUUUCUGCACUAUGGGCAAAAAUUUGGUCUCUGACGAUGAAGUUCGUGAAGAGGAGUUGGAACUCGACGAAGAUGGAGAGCCCAUUGAGGGAGACACACUCCAUGAUCGCGACCCUGACGAUGACGAAGAAGAAGACGAUGAGGGGCAAGAUGAGUAUGAGAAUGAUGAAUUCAUAGUUGAUGUGGUAGAUGAAGCUGAAGAGAGGGAAGAUAGCGAUGAGGAGAGGCGGGAAAAAAAGAAAAAGAGAAAGAAGAACAAAACUGAGGCCUUGACGAAGAUGACUAUGAGCUCCUCCGGGAGAAUGACGUCAAUGUACCAAAGGUUGUUAGAUUUGUUUCCCUCCCCUGAAGAAAUAACAACUGAUGAUUGUUAAGUUCUAUGAGUGAAAUUUUAUCUUGGUAGCAAGAAAUUUAAGCGGCUAAAAAAGGCUCGAAGGGAUUUAGAUGAGGAACAAUAUGGGUUCUGUGACGAUGAGUUUGAUGGAAGCAUGAAUGGUGGAGCAAAUACUGAGGAAAAGCUUAAGUGUACCUUAUUUGGCGAUGAUGAUGGGCAACCUCUCGAAGAUAUUCCUGAAGAUGAAGAACAAAUAGAAGAGGAAGGGGAUGGAGAUAUGGGUGAAGAAGAUAAAAUGGCAGACUUUAUUGUAGAAGAAGAUGAUGUGCCUGGGGAUUCUGUUAGGUACAACCUAUGCACUGCAUGGAUAUGCCGAUCCCUUUAUACUUUAAUUUUGGAAUCUUGGAGUAACUUGUUUUGUAGAUGGAAGAAGAUGAAGAAUAAGAAAUCAGGGCAUGCAUUUGAUGUUUCACCAUCUGCUUUAAAGGGAGCUCAAGACAUAUUUGGUGAUGUUGAUGAACUCCUGCAGCUACGCAAACAGAGAUUAGAUUAUAGUGAUCAGAAAGAAAGGAGACUUGAAGAUAAAUUUGAACCCACUGUUCUUUCUGAAAAGUAUAUGACGGUAAAGGAUGAUGAAAUUCGGACGAUUGAUAUUCCAGAAAGAAUUCAGAUUUUUGAGGAAAGCACUGGCAGUCCUCCAAUGGAUGAAGAGAGCAACUGGAUGCAUAAACAGCUUACAAGUAGUGCAAUACUGUUAUUUGGUAAAGAAAGGACGGAUCUUUCUAUAAACAAGGAUGACGUCCUGAGGUUUUUGGACCUAACACAUGUCCAGAACCUUAACCCUUACUACCAUGAGGAGCGAAGCUGCGUACAGAGUGACCAAGAGAAAGUUUGUAAAGAGAGGGAGAUGGCUAAGAAACCUUUUAUGCUGAGGAUGAUUGUCCAUCCAUGCUUUCAAAAUAUUACAGCUAAUGAAGCUAUUGAGUCCUUAUCUGAUAAGGAUCCUGGGGAAAACAUUAUCCGUCCCAGUUCUCGUGGUCCUUCUUUUCUAACUUUAACUCUCAAACUUUGUGAUGGAGUUUAUGCUCACAAAGAUAUAGUUGAAGGUGGAAAAGAACAUAAGGACAUUACCAACCUGCUAUGCAUUGGGAAGACAUUGAAAAUUGGGGAAGACACUUUUGAGGAUUUGGAUGAGGUAAUGGAUCGAUAUGUUGACCCCCUUGUGUCUCAUCUAAAGGCAAUGCUGAGUUAUCGCAGGUUCAGGAAGGGAACUAAAGGAGAGGUUGAUGAGCUUCUUAGGAUUGAGAAAUCAGAGUAUCCUAUGAGAAUAGUGUAUUGCUUUGGCAUUUCUCAUGAACAUCCUGGCACUUUUAUUCUUACUUAUAUACGGAGUUCGAAACCACAUCACGAGUAUAUUCGCUUAUAUCCCAAGGGAUUCAAGUUCCGAAAAACGAUGUACGAGGACAUCGAUCGUCUGGUUGGUUAUUUUCAGAAGCAUAUUGAUGAUCCACAGCAUGAGUCGGGGCCCUUGUAACACUUCUUAUAAGACGUAAAUUAUUUUUUUAUAAUAUACUUUUGACCAGAAAUUUGUAAGAUUUAAUUAAUAUUUUUGUUAUAACUUUAUAAAAUUCACAAAUUAUUUUUAUAAUAUAA
This is a messenger RNA of Gossypium arboreum, 2091 nucleotides long. Its product is annotated as transcription elongation factor SPT6 homolog. Gene Ontology annotation, molecular function: nucleosome binding; histone binding. Gene Ontology annotation, biological process: nucleosome organization; transcription elongation-coupled chromatin remodeling; transcription elongation by RNA polymerase II. Bases 593 to 1972 code for a protein of 459 amino acids. Lineage: Eukaryota; Viridiplantae; Streptophyta; Magnoliopsida; Malvales; Malvaceae. The record is from RefSeq and is a predicted model, not a curated record. Gene Ontology annotation, cellular component: transcription elongation factor complex. The transcript has 9 exons.